Molecule: messenger RNA, 879 nt
Organism: Lactuca virosa
Lineage: Eukaryota; Viridiplantae; Streptophyta; Magnoliopsida; Asterales; Asteraceae
Source: the annotation of a GenBank genome assembly
AAUUUCCUAUAUAUCCUUUUUCCAUUUCUUUAUUUUGGUUAUACGUUGGUUCUCUUUUCUAAUUUGAAUGUGAAGAAGUCAAUGGGGUCAAUGGGAGACUCGGAGGUAGUGUUGUUGGGGUGGCGACUAAGCAUGUUUGGUGCAAGGGUGAAAAUUGCUUUGGCUGAAAAAGGCGUCAUGUAUGAGUACAAAGAAGAAGACUUGCCACACAAAAGCCCUCUUCUUCUCAAGCUCAACCCGGCUCAUAAAAAAAUUCCAGUUUUGAUUCACAAGGGAAGAUCUCUAUGUGAAUCCAAAAUCAUAGUCGAGUACAUUGAUGAGUCGUGGAAGAGUAAAUCACCAUUGUUGCCUUCAGAUCCUUAUUUCAGAUCUCAAGCCAAGUUUUGGGCUGACUAUAUUGAUAAGGUUAUAUACGACGUUGGGAUGAAAUUCAUGGCGGGUCCAAAAGGUCAAGAAAUGGAAAAAGCAAGGCAUGAAUGGUUUGGGUACCUCAAAGUGUUGGAAGGGGAGCUUGGGGAGAAACCAUAUUUUAUGGGUGAUGCCUUUGGUUAUGUUGAUAUUGUAUUGAUGUCUUACUACAACCAUUUCUAUACAUUUGAGACUCUUGGAGACUUCAGUCUUAAGAUAGAAAGUCCAAAGUUAUUUGCUUGGGCUACAAGAUGCAUGAAAAGGGAGAGUGUUUCCAAGAGUCUUCCGGAUCCACACAAGAUUUAUGAUCAUACAAUCAUAUACCGAAAGAGCAUUGGCGUACAAGACUAGUUCGUAUCAAAUCGUGGUGUUUGUUUUAUGUUAUUAGGAAAUAAAUUCAUAUGUUGUGGGUAGCUUUUCACGAGUUUUUGUCCAUAGUAGGGUUAUAGACAAAACUAUUUCCCAUUCUAG